Molecule: messenger RNA, 7385 nt
Organism: Pocillopora meandrina
Lineage: Eukaryota; Metazoa; Cnidaria; Anthozoa; Scleractinia; Pocilloporidae
Source: the annotation of a GenBank genome assembly
CAAUUCUCCCGCCUGUGUCCGCCAUGUUGGUCGGCCAACACGCAUCAGUGAAACUCUGCAUCAUCUACGCGCUACAGAAGACCCAUAUAUACAGAAAAUAUGUCUGAAAUCGAGUAUAGUGACCUUCUAUUUCAGAUAAGUACGAAAAUUGAUGUAAACCAAUUAGAUAGAUUGGUUUUUAUGUGCAGAAAGCUGAUCUCAGAAGGCAGUGAAGGAACGAUUGAAAAUGCACUCGGAUUAUUUAAAGAACUCGAGAAACAGGAUAACCUCGGAAUGGACCGGUUAGAAAAUUUGAAGCAGAUUUUGAAACAGUUGAAGAACCGACCCAUGCUCAAGAAGGUGGAAGAGUUUGAGAUCAAGAGAAAAGGUGCUCAUUUACUGCUAGUCAUAUUUGUUUUGAAAUUCAGCGAAGGAAAUUUGAAAAGCCGGAAGUGCCUUUUUGCUCGAGAAGUUCAAUUUAAGGCUUAGAACUUCUUCACUGAUUGCAAAGGAAAUGAUUUCUUGUUAAGGGGACUAUGUAUUAAUUGAUAAUUUCGCUUAGUACUUAUUGCUUUGGAAGUUCCCAGUAUCACGAAUCUUAUUUCAUUAUGGCUUUAGAUAACUUUACGAAUCCUUGAAAUUUCAGCUCAGUCACUUGGCAUCAUUACUUCAUUUAAGCAAGCCGCCGUCAAUUUGAAAGGAGGUAAGGUGUAAAAAGGCAAGGUUCUUAACUGUGCAUGUAAAAUAUUUAGGGCAAACAGGCAUAGGCCGGAUGCUGAAUAUGAGUAACAAAAAUGUAAGAUAAAAUUAGACAAUAUUUAUAAUGAUGUAAGAAUCAGUGCUUUGCCAUUUAUGCAUCACGACAUAGGUUUAUUAGAGUGUUGUUGUGUGCUAAACAAUUAAGUCGACUCUUAUAAGGCCCCAGUUCAUCUAAUGUAAGUUCCAAAUAGCCAGAAACAAUGAUAAUCAGGGAUACAGGCAAAAAUACAUGACUUAGUUCCAACCUCUCUUCUAAACUUCCCGUUUUGAAGGAGUAGCAAGUGAUUAAAUUUUUUCAAUACUCACAAACUUUCAAAAUUUGGCUUCUGCUCGAUGUACUGGCAAAAUUUGAAAAUAUAUUUAUUUGCCCACUUGCUUGCAACAUUCUUGCUACUGUCUGAAUGCAUGAAUGGAUGCAUACCCAGAUCAAUUUCUCAAAAUGCAUUUUUACACAAAAAUUAUUUUAAGCCAACAAUGCAAUGCUCUGGAAGCUUUAGAGAGAGAAUUAAUAAGGAUUUGUGCUUGUGGAAAAUUUGCCAUCCAUAUAAUGCUGUAAUAUUGUCUCUAGCUUUCAAUCACAACUGGAAAAUUAUUUUUAACCCUAUAACUCCCAGAAGUGAUUCACAUGUAACUUCUUUCUACAACAUCCAUGCACUAUCCAACAAACAGGUAAUGAGAUUACUCAAAUGUACCAGGUAGAAGUCGUGGUCUUGAUCUAACACUAAAUUCUUGUAACUAAUUUAUAGGGAAAUGUGUAGCAGGUAGAGGGGAGAAUCAACAAUCAGAUUCUGGGAGCUGUUAAAGGGUUGAGAACAGCAGACUUUGGUCCAUAUUUCCAGAGGUUCCCUUCCCUCUUUCUUCCAUGCACUCUUUUGGUGCUAGUCAAAUGAAAUGAUUUUUGUUUUCUGGUAGGUUAGGGUUGUGUGUGUUUGUGUGUUUGGGGGUAGGGGUAGUUGGCAACUUUUCAGCUAAACUGAAGUUGUGAAUCAUAGCCAUAGCAUUGUAUAACAUGUCGGAAUUGGCUUAAAUGAUGCCAGAUAGUUAGUUACCAGUUUGGACACCAAGCCUUGUUUGAAAUACAUAUACAAAUGGCCUUCAGACUGUAGUUGUCUAUAUUGUUAAUGUGGUACAGUGACUUUAAAAUCUACCCGAUUAUUUAUUUACAGCAGUUUUUUUAAUAAGAUUUUCAUAACUGGCAUUGUACAAUGUUCAGAAGCAUUCCAGUCAUGUCCAAUGAAUUCAUUUUCAUUGUGAGAACAAAACCAGAAGAUUGUGUACAGGCUGAAAACUUAUCACCACUGUUAAUUAUUUUAUUUGUGAGUUUUGCUCAGCCUUAAAUUAACCAAUUAUUAUUGUCCUCCACAAAACACCACUGGUUGCUGAAUAAGUUUUUAGCACCAGUAUUUGCAAAUAGAUCUAAUAGUAAGACAUAGAGGUGAAAACUAAUAUGAACAAAAUACUAUACAAAAUUGGACAUUGAUUCUUGGCCCUAAUAGUUUGUAUUGUACAACUACAAUAAGUUAAUAAAGUUAAGUUUUAUUUUACUGACACUUUUAUUAGUGAUCAGGUGAUUAGAGUUUGUGUAAUGUGUUACUACAAUCCUAGCAGUAUGCAGGACACAUGAUGUCAUAUGAACUUCAUAAUUGACCUUGCUCACCGUAGAAUCUUUGUGGCUUAGUGGUAGAGCAUUAGAGUGCGGAAUCAGUAGGUCUGAGGUUCAAUUCCUCAUGGGGACUCAGAAUGUUUUCUUUGUCCCACACUUGUGCCAAGAUUAAAAAUAUAUUUCUCUAUUUCUUUACAAAACUCAAAACUGACCAUCUUUCUUAUUCUAUUUUCAAACUCCCCUUUUGCAUGCAGUUACAAAAACCUGAACACAUCAUUUACAGAGGCAAAGCCAUGCAAAACUAAAUUUGUAUGGCUUUCUCUUGUAAACUACUGAAAACAUAAUUUCAAAACUGAAGUUUUGUGUUGUUCUUGUGGGUUCAAUAUUGCAUUCUAAUUUAUUCCUGCCCUCUCACAAGAAAGCAUAUCAAUACUGUAUAUUGAUUAAUUUUGUUUUUAGAAACACUUUUAAAAACUGUUAGAAACUGUAACUAUCUCAAAAACAACAUUCUUUCCCUUAAAUGUUCUUAAAAGAGAAGUUUGACUGUCCAAUCAUAUAGCCUCAUAUUUAAAAUGUCUUAACUUGAUACUUGAAUAAUUUUGAAUAUGAUUAAUUCAGACUACAGUAAUUAAUUUCUUACCCUUAUUAAAAAAAUCUGCAGUUAUAAAGAAGCUACUCGUAUACCGCAAAUAAUUUUGAGUAUAUAUAAUUAGUCAAUAAAAUUGUAUUUUUAAUGUCUUAAAAUCACCCAAACAGGGCUUUCAUCCUUGAGUGACUGAUAUUGUAAAAAUUACUGGAUUAGUGUGUGUGUGUGUGGGGGUGGGUGGGUGUGGCUGCAUGUGACAUGCUGUGUGUGUGGGUGGGUGGGGGGUGAGUAUGUGGAGUGGGGAGGGGGCAGACUGUGGCACAAUUCUAUCUUGGAGGAAAUAUUUUGAAAAAAUUUGCCGUACGUCUGUUGCAAAUGUUUCUUUUGAUGAGAUAUUAUGAUUACUUAAGAUCAAAAAUGACUUGUUUCAAUAGCGAUCAAGAUGGUUUGUAAUUUUCGCACAAUUGGUGGUGCUCUCCUGGUAGUUAGUAGUGGCAUGGCUCUCCGUAGCUGUUCAACUCUUGACGAGUUUGUGGAGACCUUCAACAAAGUUGUGCUGGUUGCAUACACCAAACUGGUUGAGAUCAGUGAGGGAUCUCUGUGCUUCACAGUACAAGCAGAGACGCCAGCAGCUCUAAAGGAGUUAUGGGACAUCUACAAAGAUGGAACAUUGCAGAGACGUCUUAAAAAAUUUCUAGUUACCGAUGACAUCAAACAGUUGACAGAUGCGAAAGACAUUGAGGUGGCUGUUUUCAUCGAUGAAAAAGAGUAUGUGAUGUCAUUUAAUUUUCUGCAAAAUCAAGGUAUGGUAACAUAUGUGCAGUUUGAAUUUAAGUUUGGACAAAUGUAACGUUGAACGGGAAAAGCUACUACGAUAGGGUUAAAAUUCCUUAGUAAAGUUGUUGAAAACAUAUCCUAUAUCCAGAUAUUGAAAAGACCAAUUCUUGCGAGUAUACAGAACCUCCCCUUCCCCCUCGAACGAUGUUGUUAAAACUUAAAGGUCACCACUUCUUGGUCAAGUUUACAGAGUGCACAAAUUCGACAUCCUUUGGGGGAGAGAGGAAAUAAUUUGUUUUUAAGUAAUUUUGCGUUAAGUGUCCCUUCUGAGUCCGUUUGCAGCUAUGAAUUAUAAAAAAAAGGGAAAAGUAAGAGUUACCCUUUCAACAUGGGAAGCUAAUCCUCGACUUAAACAAGUAAUCAGCCUGUUUAAAAAAAAAAGAACAUACUGUUACCCAGAAACGAUGUCGUUAUCUUGCAUUGAACAAUGAUUGCUGCAUCUGACAAUCCAGCAACAUUAGUUGAUCCUAACUUAAUCCUCUUUCUUAUUGUAUCCUUCCAGCAGUGCCUGAUUUGAAAGUAGAGCGGUUUCGAAGGAAAUCUGACUCCUUCUUUCACAUCAAUUCAAAUCAGAGAGAGAUUGCUAUGAUGAGGCUGACACAAGUAGAAAACCAGUUGAGCUUUGAAAGACAAGUUCAUGGAGAGGAAAUAAAAAAACUCAAGGAGAAGAUUAUCCUGGCAAGAGAGCCAAGGGGUAGGAUUGAUUAAACUCUACCUUUUGUACGUAUCCUAUGCUCUGGUUGGGAUCAGUUACGGGACAAUGUGAAGGUUAUAUUUUAAAACACAUUUAUAUGGGAUAGAGCUCGGGAAUCAGCUAGGUUUUGUGUAGAGUAUAAUUAAAUUGAAAAAGUAAAGAAUGUCGUAGUAGAAUGGUACCUUGUUGAUUUUCAGGCCAAUCUGGUAUUCUUCGUAUAGUAUAUACCACGACCAAAUGCAAAAGCACCAAGAAUGCAUGCUGAUGAUUUCAUUCCCAUCCUUAUUCUUCUCGCUGGUCUCGGUUCAAAGAAGUCAGGGAUGAUUUUUUGCUCAUUUUCGUUGAAACCUGACAAAUUUUUAAUAUUUUUAAAUUAUUUUUUUGAUCUUUCAUACAGCGCCAAAUAUCAAACAGGAAGAACUGCCUGGACGAAGAACUCGAAGGCAUUCGGAGUCUUUUCUUUAUUACAAACGAAAUGAGGUCGAGGUAGCUUCGAUGAGGCAAUUGGAGCAAGCAGAAGAAUGGAGGAAAGAGAAAGAGAUUUUUGAAUUAAAGAUCGCAGAGCUUGAAGAAACUCUGAAAGCAGAAAGGAUGAGCAAUAUGGACCGUAAGCAUUCAGGUACCCACUAAAUAUUUUUGAGCUUAACGAAAUAUCGGCGAUGGGUGGUAAAAUUGUGGGUAGGGUAAUAUUUGUUCGAACACAUAAAUGGCUUUCGUAAUACUUUAGAAGUUAUUCUGAAUUUUUCCACUCUAACAAGUUAGCGUGGUAAAAUAAAUGCUUCUUGAAGAAAAGGGUGUAGAAGAUACUCCACGGUGAGCGAGGUCUAUUUCGAAUUUCAUAUGACACGCGUCCUACAUACUGCUAGGAUCAGCAGUUUCGAUAGCGUCAGGUUCGAUUCCUCAUGGGGACUCUUUUAUUUUCUUUGUCCCAUGCUCGUGACAAGACGAAAAACAGCUUUCUCUAUAAUAAGAAUCUCCAUCGAUCGAUAAAAGAGUCUGGUCAGAAUAAGGACAAACCUUCUAUCACAACCAGUUGCGAUAAGGACGUUUCAAGAGGGCCGUUACAAACAAGCAUAAGAACAUAAAACGUUUUAGAAAUUAUAUCUUCUUUAGGCCAUCACAACUUCCAUUUUGCUUGAGGAUAAGCUUUUUAGUUAUCAUUUUUUGUCUUUAAUAAUUCCAGAAGCUACGACUCUCGGGAGACCAUGGAAGAGGCGACGCAGAAAUUCUGAUUCUAACUUGUACCACAUGGCAAGAAAAGAGGGGGUUGAACAAACUGGAAAACAACCAGAGCGAGCUUUAGAAGGAGGAGCACAAAUGGAUUUAGAGAGGCGUAUGUUCGUACAUAAUUAUUUGCAGAAUAGGAGACUUAAAUUUAGCGUUCGUUUUAAAAUUUAUCCCCAGAUAAAUUUUCGUUAUUUGCUGUAUUUUUCAUCCUCGUCCGUUGUGACAUUGAACCGUACUCCCCAGCCGUGUUAUCAAUAUUUGACUCUGUAAAUUAAAGGAGAGGUUGGUCACCUCAUUUCCCAUAAAAGUGAAAUUGAUUAUCUGUCCUUUGUUAUCGAAGCGAAGAAUAGGGCUGCACGAAAACCUUGUUGACGUGUCUGCUUCUUCUGGAGGUGAUAAUUUUCUAACCUCGAGGCUGGAUUGUGGCAAACAGUGGACCUGAUAUCAAUGAUGAGAGAAUUAGAGGUCUUUAGCAGAAAAGGAUAUGGAAAGAAGCCACGUUCAUAUGUACAACAGAGGAGAAUUUGUCGUGUCUUAUAAGGUUCAUAACGCAUGAAGAGCCCACUAAUUAGUAAUUUUGCGGCGGAAAUGUGAGGUAAACCAUCAAGGCUAACCGAGUUAGAUUAUACUCAGUUUCAGCUGAAUUAUGCAAAAUACAGAGGCCACUUUUCAUACAUUUACGUUUUAUAAUCAAUUGGACUAUUUAAUUCAGGAAAUGGACGAUUGUCUGAGACCCAAGUGACCCAAACUCAGAUUUAAAGCGGCUUCGUUUUAGUUUGAUCGGAUUUUUAGUUCGAUCCUCACUAAUUAUGACGGUAUUUUGUCGAACAGGCGGCUAUGCUAAAUACUAAGAAACAAAAAACGUUGGGUCUAUGAAUUGUAACUUCUUCGGUUACAUUCAUUAAAUCUGUAAAGGUGUUGAGGUGUUUACUGAUUUAAGUAGUCAGGCUUUGGUGACUUCGAUGCUGGUUCAAAGUGUAGAAAGAGCCCACUUUUUAAGCCGUAAGUAUGAACCAGGAGGGUGAUGGGGGUAUUUUAUCUUUUUCGUGGAAAAGAGGUUGUAGCUUGGUUGUCUGGAACAAACGAACGAACAAACGAAAGAACACACGAACGAACGAACAACCGAACGAACGAACGCACGAACGAACGAACAAGCGAACGAACGAACACACGCACGAACGAGCAACCGAACGAACGAACUCACGAACGAAGAAUGAAAGAACAAAUGUACUAAGGAAAAAAAAAGAAACGAACGAGCGAACCAAUGAACAAGCGAAAGAACGAAUGAACGAGCCAACCAAUGGGCAAAUGUACGAACGAACGAAUAAAUGGAAGAAUGAAAAAAUGAACGACAGAACGAAUGCAUGAACUAACGAACGAAAAACAAACGAACAAACGAAUGCGCGCACGGAAAAACCAAAGAACAAUCGAAGAAACGAACGAAUGAUGGAAGGAAAGUUGACUUCUCUUACGCUAUUGGAUAAAUUUGGUCGGGAGAUGCUGUAAGCAAAUAAAAAACAAAACAUAUUUUCUCAGUCAUUCGAGACAAAAAAAUGUAAGAAAAGGUAGAGAUAUUGCAGGUUGAACUACGUUCUUAGCGUAUUGAAGUUUUAAAUUUUAUGGCAUUGCACUGAUUGAAAACAACGAUAGACAGGAAUUAAUGGUAGUUUUACCAAUUCUUUUGAUGUAAAUUUCUUUGU